Messenger RNA from Mangifera indica (mango), 3166 nucleotides. Its product is annotated as histone-lysine N-methyltransferase, H3 lysine-9 specific SUVH1-like. Gene Ontology annotation, molecular function: histone methyltransferase activity; zinc ion binding; protein binding. The coding region runs from base 457 to 2502 and encodes 681 amino acids. The record is from RefSeq and is a predicted model, not a curated record. Lineage: Eukaryota; Viridiplantae; Streptophyta; Magnoliopsida; Sapindales; Anacardiaceae. Gene Ontology annotation, cellular component: nucleus. The transcript has 5 exons.
UGGACUAAAAUAUUAGAAAGAGUUAAGCAAAGGAUCGAACAAAAGCUGCUAAAAUACUGGGGCUUUGAGUUGGGUGAUCGAGCAUCCGUUAUAUUCUUAAUAAAUUUGACUCCCUAAAGUUUUUUUUAAUCCUGAGAAAGAAAAAAAAAAAAACCGAAUAUGUUCGAAACGCAAGAAGAAAUAAAUGCUUAAAAAGGUUCAUCAGACAUAGAGCUCAGAACCAUCUCCCCUUUUACAGGGAGAUGUUAAGUUUUGGCUUGUGUAAUGAAAUGGGGUUUUGAAAUAUAAGGUGGGCUUGUUAGAACUUAAAAUUUGUGUUUGUGUUGUGUAUUUGUCUGGGUUUAAGAUGGAAGGGAAAAAAUUAAUUCAAAAUUCAAAACCUUCUUGUGUAUAGAUAUGAAUUUUUGAAUUAUAAAGUGGGUUGGUAUUUGUUUUGUGUUAUUCUGAGGUUUUGUGAUGGAAGGAGGGUCAGAUUACAACACAAUUCCUCAAGGUCCUAUUGAUAAAACAAAAGUAUUAGAUGUAAAACCACUUCGUAUGUUGUAUCCUAUGUUACCUUCAAAGCCUGAAGGACCUGCCUUUGUUUGUGCACCUCCUGAUGGGCCUUUUCCAGCUGGAUUUUCUCCAUUUUACCCGUUUAUUGCACCUCAAAAUGUGCCUAAUGCAAGCCAAAAUAACCACUCUAACCAAGCACAGACGCCUGCAUCAUUUGCGUCUCCCAUUAGGUCAUUUAGACCACCAGAAAUUAAUUUUUCUGAUGUGUCUAACGGGGAUGUGGGGUCUUCUGUUGGGAAAAACAAACAUGGCAAGGUUCCUAAUUCGGUGGGGUCUGGUGCUGGACAAAAGAAGGCUAGAAGGAGAGGUGUCCGACAUUUAGUGGCAUCUAGCAGUGAGGAUUUUGUCGUUGGACUAAGUUCAUAUGAGCAAGAUGAGGGAAAUAGGCAAGUUGUCAAUAGUGUGUUGACUAGAUUUGAUGCACUUAGGAGAAGACUUAGCCAGAUUGAGGAUGCAAAAGAGUCUCCUACAGGGAUUAUAAGGCGUGCUGAUUUGAAAGCGGGUAAUAUAUUAUUGACAAAAGGUGUACGUACUAAUACGAGGAAGAGGGUUGGAGCUGUUUCAGGGGUGGAAGUUGGUGAUAUUUUCUUCUUCCGCAUGGAGUUGUGUGUGGUUGGUUUGCAUUCUCAGUCCAUGGCUGGGAUUGAUUAUAUGAUCUCGAGGGGUGAUUUAGAGGAAGCGCCGGUUGCAUUGAGCAUUGUAUCAUCUGGAGGGUAUGAUGAUGAUGCUGAGGAUAGUGAUAUUCUGGUAUAUACUGGGCAAGGUGGAAAUGCCAAUAAGAAGGAUAAGCAAUCAUCUGAUCAGAAGCUUGAAAGGGGUAAUCUUGCUUUAGAGAGGAGCUUUCGUCGGGGUAAUGAAAUAAGAGUUAUUCGGGGCAUGAAAGAUGGUGCUAGUCUCAACACAAAAGUUUAUGUAUAUGAUGGACUUUAUAGGAUUCAAGAAUCUUGGAUGGAAAAGGGGAAAUCAGGUUGCAACAUGUUUAAAUAUAAAUUAGUGAGAAUGCCUGGGCAGCCUGGUGCGUUUUCUGUUUGGAAAUUGAUUCAAAAGUGGAAGGACAAUUUGUCAUCGAGGGUCAGACUUAUUAUUCCAGAUCUUACUUCUGGGGCUGAGAGCAUUCCUGUAUCACUUGUAAAUGAUGUUGAUGAUGAGAAAGGGCCUGCUUAUUUCACUUAUUUCCCUAGAGUUAAGAAUACAAAAUCAUUUAGAUUAACUCAGCCUUCUUUUGGAUGCAACUGUCAUAGUGCAUGCCUGCCAGGCAAUCCAAAUUGCUCAUGCAUGCAGAAAAACGGGGGUAAUUUGCCAUAUACUGCAAAUGGUGUCCUAGUAAGCCGGAAGCCAAUGAUAUAUGAAUGCGGUCCCUCCUGUCCAUGUACUCCUAAUUGCAAAAACAGAGUGUCACAAACUGGUCUUAGGUUUCAUUUGGAAGUGUUUAAAACAAAAGAUAAGGGCUGGGCUUUGCGUUCAUGGGAUCCUGUUCGUGCUGGUUCUUUCAUUUGUGAAUAUGCAGGUGAAGUUGUAGACAAAGUUAAGUCAAGACAGGAUGGUGAGGAAGUGGAAAAUGAUGAUUAUGUUUUUGAUACCACUCGCGUUUAUGACUCAUUCAAGUGGAAUUAUGAACCUGGUUUAAUAGUUGAAGAUGAUUCUAAUCACACUACUGAGGAAUACAAUAUUCCAUUUCCCCUAAUCAUAAGUUCCAAGAAUGCUGGAAAUGUUGCCCGUUUUAUGAAUCACAGUUGCUCUCCAAAUGUCUUCUGGCAACCAGUUAUGUUUGAACAAAACAAUGAAACCUUUCUCCAUAUUGCAUUUUUUGCAAUGAGGCACAUUCCCCCCAUGACAGAGUUAACAUAUGAUUAUGGGAUUGCUUGUUCAGAUGAAGGUAAUAGUGAUACUGACCGGAAAAGGAAAUGCUUAUGUGGAUCACCAAGAUGUCGGGGCUAUUUUGGUUGAUGUUAAAUGUUUGUUCAUCUGUGGAGAGGAAUGGAUGGCAACCAUGACCUCAACUAAAAGGUUGUCGUAACAUAACUUUUUCCUAUAUAGUCUUGGUGUGACUGGAUGCAUUGGGUCACAGUCUGCCUCCUUAACCCUGCCAAGUUGAGAUCCACACUAGGUGGUCCUGGUACAUGUUGCUUGGAUAUGUCAUUGGGAACUUACAAAGAACAAAGAAAUGUUCUGGAAGUAUUUUCAGACCGGUGUGUAGAGGGAAUCAAAUAGAUGGAUUCUUUCCCACAUUUUAUCUCCAAAAAUUAUCUUUUAUCUUUCUUGCUAAAUCAUUAGAAGAGAGGGGCCAAGACUGCAUGCUUACUCCAUAGGGAUGUAGCUGUGUCCUAAGCAAGGGCUUCCAGAAACUGUGCAAGUUUUCAACUGUGGGUAAACGAGCACACAUUUUCUAUUGCUGCUAGCUUAGUCAGGUAGUUCGCAUUUAGCUGUCAGUAGCUCCUUUUGUUAAAUGGAUAUUGUUAGUGAUUCAAACUUCUUAGGUUGCUUAGUAGCUAACUUUUUUAUGCCUGUAAGGGUUUUCUGAUAGCAGUUCUCAUAACUGUGAUUUAUAAUUGUUGAAUGUUUAUUAAUUGUGUAACAGUAUCUUCUUGUGAAUUGAAAUGUUUAUUCUGCA